GUGUAUUGCGCGACUCGUUGUAAUCUCUAAAAAAAAUAAAUUUAUAAACGCGUAAAUAAAGUUUAUUAACAGCUGUUGUAUAAUAAAUUAUAAUAAUAAUUAAUAACAACAGUUUUAAAAAUAAAUUAACUAAAAAUCAUCAGUUAAAAUUGUGUUAAUAUAUUUCUGAUAUUAAACCUAACCUCAAAUUGAAUUGGAAAUAUUAAGAUAUCCAAGUGUCAUUCACGUGUUACCCAAGGCAAAAAUAAUUGUUAAAUAGUAUAAUUAAAUUUUCCAUAUACUUAAUAAUAAAUUUAACAAAAAAAAACGAGUGUUUUGUGAGGCUUGUUGGCCAAAAUAAACGUGGGAAUGGUGAUUGUGUUGAAGGCCAUGCCCUACAGAUCAGCUCAUAGUCAUAUUGUACUUUCAAUAAGUGAACAUUUUGCACUCUGGAAACAAAAUAAAGUGAAAUAGUUAUUGUUUAAAACAUUUAAUUAAUAAUAAAUAUACAUAUAUUUUUUUACACAAGAUUUUGUAUAGGAUAAAUUAAACUGGUGCUCUUUUUUUUUUUUUUUUUAAUUUAUUAUUUUGUAUUUAGAGUGUAUAUUUUUGUGAAAAUAUUAAAAAAAAUAUAUACAACAGUAAGCCAAGUAGCUAUUCUAUAAAUAAAAUUAAAUAAAAUUAGAAAAAAAAAUGGAUAAAAGAAGACACCUUGAUUCAACACUACUUCCAGAGUUACAAAAAAAUCCAUCAAAUAUUAGAAACAUAUGUAUCUUGGCACAUGUUGAUCAUGGUAAAACAACACUUGCUGAUUCUCUUGUUGCAAGUAAUGGAAUAAUAUCAGAUAAACUUGCUGGUAAAUUACGUUAUAUGGAUUUUCGUCCAGAUGAACAAGAACGUGGUAUAACAAUGAAAUCAAGUUCAAUAUCAUUACAUCAUAAUUACAAUGAUAAUGAUUAUUUAAUAAAUAUAAUUGAUUCACCUGGACAUGUUGAUUUUGCAAGUGAAGUAUCAACAGCUGUACGUUUAUGUGAUGGUGCAUUAAUUGUUGUUGAUGUUGUUGAAGGUGUAUGUCCACAAACAAGAAGUGCAUUAUCAAUGACAUACAUUGAAGGCUUAAAACCAGUAUUGGUACUUAAUAAAAUUGAUAGACUUAUUAAUGAAUUAAAGCUAACACCACUUGAUGCAUAUGUACAUCUUGUACAAGUAUUAGAACAAGUUAAUGCUGUUAUGGGUGAAUUAUUUACAAGUGAUAUUAUGGAACGUGAAGAUAAGAUUAUAAAUACAAAUGAUAAAAAUAAUGAUGAUAAUUCAAAUGAUAUAUUAAUGGAACGUCCAAUUGCUGAUUGGCAAUCAGCACUUGAAAAUACUGAUGAUUCACAAUUAUAUUUUUCACCAGAACAAGGAAAUGUAUUAUUUGCUAGUUCAGUUGAUAGUUGGGGUUUUGGUAUAUCUGAAUUUGCUAAUAUAUAUUCAAAACAAAUUGGAUGUAGUUAUAAUACAUUAAUGAAAACAUUAUGGGGUGAUUAUUGGCUAAAUGUUAAAGAAAAAAAAAUCAUGAAAAAUGCACAAUUAAAAGCUAAAAAACCAUUAUUUGUAUCAUUAAUAUUAGAAAAUAUAUGGAAACUAAAUGAGAUUAUACUUGGUAGAAAAGAAGAUGAUAUAUUAUUACGUUGUUUAGAUAAAAUGAAUAUUAAAUUAACUAAAAGAGAUUUUAAAUUAACUGAUGUUAAAAUUAAAUUACAAGUUAUAUUUUCACAAUGGUUACCAUUAGCUAAAACAACAUUAAAUAUGAUAUGUCAAACAGUACCAUCACCAAAUAAUUUAACAUCAGAUAAAAUUGAACGUCUUAUGUCUGGUAAUUAUGAAUUUUUAAAUCUUCCAGAUGAAACAAAAAAAUUAAAAAAUGCAUUUUUAUCAUGUAAUUCAAGUGAUGAUUCACCAAUUAUUGCAUUUGUAUCAAAAAUGUUUUCAAUUGAACGUAAAUCAUUACCAGAAUUUAAAGCUAAACCAUUAACACAAGAAGAAUUAACACAAAGACAUGAAUUGGCACGUCAACGUCAUGCUGCUAAAAUGGAAUUAGAAAAACAAAAUAAUGGUAAACAAGUAGAAGAACAAAUACCAAUUAAUACAAUUGCUGAAAUAAAUAAUCAUGUUGAUGUUAAUGAUGAUGAUGAUGAGACUGAUGAUAGUGUAUUAAUUGCAUUUGCAAGAAUUUAUUCUGGUACAAUAAAAGAAGGUUCAGAGGUAUAUAUACUUGGUCCAAAACAUAAACCAAAUGACAUUAUAAAUAAAAUAAAUUCUGGUGAAGAUAUAACACCACCAAGUUCAAUAAAAGAAUUAAAAAAUGGUUGUUAUAUUACAAAAACAACAAUUAAAAAAUUAUAUUUAUUAAUGGGACGUGAUUUAAAGUCAAUUGAUUGUGUACCAGCUGGUAAUGUAUUUGGCAUUGGUGGUCUAGAAGAUAACAUAUUAAAAACAGGUACAAUAUCAACAGACAUAUAUUGUCCAUCAUUUAGUGAAUUAACAUCAUUAACAGUACCAAUAUUACGUGUUGCAUUAGAACCAGUUAAUUCUUGUGAUUUACAAAAAUUAAUAAAUGGAUUAAAAUUAUUAAAUCAAGCUGAUUCAUGUGCUCUAAUGCAUAUACAAGAAACUGGUGAAAUUGUAUUAAAUACUGCUGGUGAAGUACAUCUUCAACGUUGCCUAGAAGAUCUUAAAUUACAUUAUGCUAAAAUUGAUAUUAUUGUUUCUGAACCAAUUGUACCAUUUCGUGAGACAAUUGUUACACCACCAAAAACUGAUAUGGUUAAUGAAUUAAUAACAGUUAAUGAUAAUAAAAAAAAUGAUAAUUGUAAAUUAGAAUUUUGGACAUCAAAUCGUCAAUGUUAUUUUGUCAUUGAUGCUAAACCAUUGCCUGAUAGUGUUAUUAAAUUAAUUGAAAAAAAUUGUGAUUUAAUAAAAGAACUUGAUCUUUAUUGGGAAAAAUUUGGUAAAAAUGAUAAUUUUAAUUUGACUGAUUUGGAUAAAUUAUCAUUGAAUGAUCAAUGUAUGAGUGAAAAAAAACAAAAAGCUGUUGAUUUAUUUAAAGCUGAAUUAUCAAGUGCAUUUAUUGAAGCUGGAUGGGGUGAUGUUAUUGAUAAAAUUUGGUCAUUUGGUCCAAGAAAAUGUGGACCAAAUAUACUUCUUAAUGAAAGUGAUUAUGUAAGAAAGCCAUUUUGGGAAUUUAAUUCAAAUCGUUCGACUGAUAUAAGAGCUUCUUAUGAUAUCAGUAUCAUAAAUGGCUUUCAAGUAGCUACUGUUGCUGGUCCAUUGUGCGAAGAACCAAUGACUGGUGUAUGCUUUGUUGUCAAUAAAUUGGAAAUUCAUGAACGAGAUUCACAAAGUGAGAGCGGAACCAGUCAAGAACAUCUAGGUGGACAGUUAAUUUCAACAUUCAAAGAUGCUUGCAGACGUGCAUUUAAAUUACGUAGACCUCGUCUUGUAACUCCCAUGUAUUCAUGCAGUGUUUUGGUCAAAUCUGAUGUUCUUGGAAAAUUAUAUGCUUUUUUCGGAAGAAGACAGGGGCGUGUCAUUGCAGCGGAUAGUGCCUUUGGAUUUGGAGGAUAUUUUAGGGUACUUGCCAUACUUCCGGUACCUGAAAGCUUUCAGCUUGCUCGUGAUUUACGUACAGAAACAUCCGGAUUAGCAAGUCCACAACUUGUAUUCAGCCAUUGGGAGGUGAUUGAAGAAGAUCCAUUUUGGGUACCAUCAACUGAAGAAGAAUAUCUACAUUUUGGUGAAAAAGCUGAUAGUGCCAGUCGUGUUAAAGCCUACAUUGAUGCUGUUAGAAAACGCAAAGGUUUACCAAUUGAUUCACAAGUUGUUAUGCAUGCAGAAAAACAGAGAACACUUUCUAAAAAUAAAUAAAUAAUUAGCAUAAUUAUUAUUAAAUAUUAAUAACAGUAAAUUGUUUAACAUAAUAAAUUUUAUUGUUUAUUAAU
Molecule: messenger RNA, 3962 nt
Organism: Aphidius gifuensis
Lineage: Eukaryota; Metazoa; Arthropoda; Insecta; Hymenoptera; Braconidae
Product: elongation factor-like GTPase 1
Exons: 4
Coding region: 673-3888 (1071 amino acids)
Biological process (GO): cytosolic ribosome assembly
Cellular component (GO): cytosol; ribonucleoprotein complex
Molecular function (GO): ribosome binding; GTP binding; GTPase activity
Source: RefSeq, a predicted model, not a curated record